Messenger RNA from Mizuhopecten yessoensis (Yesso scallop), 2767 nucleotides. Its product is annotated as pirin-like. Lineage: Eukaryota; Metazoa; Mollusca; Bivalvia; Pectinida; Pectinidae. Gene Ontology annotation, cellular component: nucleus. Gene Ontology annotation, biological process: monocyte differentiation. Gene Ontology annotation, molecular function: quercetin 2,3-dioxygenase activity. The record is from RefSeq and is a predicted model, not a curated record. The transcript has 11 exons. Bases 308 to 1378 code for a protein of 356 amino acids.
CGAGAAUAUACUUCCGGGUCAACAUUAAUUACUCUUGCUACUCAGUCUCAGGUCAACCGUACAGUUAGCCUAAUUAUGUCACCGGCUGGGAGGUCAGAUUGGAUGUGAACAUACGGAUCGUAAUGACAUCAUGAAAAAUAAAGCUGAGUCGAGAAACUAGAACGGUCUAUUGUUGACAGGUGAGUAUAUAUACUCCUGUUGCAGUGCAGUUAAUGCAAACUUUACAUGUCCAGUAGUAGAACGUCUGAUAAACCUAAACCCAGAGGAAUAAAUGGUACUUUAAUCAAUCCAUGAAGACUUCAUUUGAAUGUUGUGUGGUGUUCUGAGGAUAAGAACACAAAAUUCACUACUUAUCUUGACUGCUGUGUUAGCAAUUCUCAGGACCUUCCACGCUGAUGUACCGGUCAAGAGUUGUAACUUGACCAGUCAAUAUAGAUCCCUUGUUCCUGCACUGACUCAAACUGACCAGUACUGUUCUGUUAUUGCUACGAUGACAUCCAAGUCGGUGGUCAAAUCUGUCCUUAGCGUGGAGCAAGAUGAGGGUGUGGGUGCCCGUGUGCGCAGGAGUGUCGGGCGUGCAGAGUUACGGAAUCUUGAUCCAUUCCUGAUGUUGGAUGAGUUCAAAGACAAACAGCCUGGAGGAUUUCCAGAUCAUCCCCAUAGAGGAUUCGAAACUGUAACCUACAUCCUGAAGGGCGCCAUCAGACAUGAAGACUUCUGUGGCCAUGCAGGUACAAUUAACGAAGGUGACCUACAGUGGAUGACCGCCGGUCGAGGUAUUGUCCACUGUGAGAUGCCGUGGGGUGACGGAAUUACCCAUGGCCUCCAGCUGUGGGUCAAUCUGUCUGCUAAAAACAAAAUGAUCAAGCCGGCCUACCAAGAAUUACUGGACAAGGACAUUCCUCGGACCACCAAGGAUGGGGUCACUGUCAAGGUCAUCGCUGGAGAAGCUUUUGGCAUUAAGUCUCCUGUGUACACACGUACCCCAACUAUGUACCUGGAUUUCAAAAUGGAUCCUGGCACGAAACUAGCCCAACCCAUACCAAAGGGGUUCACAUCAUUUCUCUACAUCUUACAAGGAACUGGACACUUUGGGGACAGUGCACACCAGAAGGAGGUCGACACCCAUACUACCGCAGUGCUGAGUAAGGAGGGGGACCAAUUAGAAGCCUACAAUAAGGGUAAAGAGAUGCUCCACUUUGUUUUGAUAGGAGGGGAGCCACUGAACGAACCAAUAGUUCAACAUGGUCCAUUUGUGAUGAAUACCAACCAACAAAUACAGCAGGCUAUCGAUGAUUACCGAAACGGUAAAAACGGAUUUGACGGGGUCAGAACUUGGCAGUCGGAAUACGUGAAGAAACAGAGAAGCCAGCACUAACAUACAUGACUGUUUGUCAUGAACACACAGGAGGAAAUCAAUCAGGCAUUGAAGGAUUAUCAACGUGAGCAGAACGGGUUCGAAAAUGCCUUGACCUGGAACUCGUUUGUUGUCACAGAAGAUCCAAUUGGAGUCUGACCUAAACCAAGGGGGAUAACUCCCACUGCAACACAAGAAACUUAUAAAGCAAGGGGGAUAACUCCUAUUGCGACACAAAAAACUUAUAAAGCAAGGGAGAUAACCCCUACUGCAACACAAAAAGACUUUAAAGCAGAUAUAAUUUAUCAAGACAAGUUUCUGUUGUAAGUUUUGUUAUUUAAAAGAUGGAUUUAUACAUAACCUAUUUUAUGAAGAUUUCUUUUUUACUUUUUACAUUGUUCUUUUUGUUUUUGUCUUUGUUAUUGGUGUAUGUUUACUUUAAAUGACUAAACAACCUGAAGUACUUUGCAAUGCAUAUGUCUUAGGCCACUUUCAUUUUAAUAAUCCAAACGGUUGAAACGGUUGGACCAGAGUUGUUCUUUUAUGAAACAAGGUCGGACCUAGUAAUCUGAUGCUGCUUUCAGGCGAGCCUUGACAUUAUGUCUUGGAAGGCCAGCAUAAACUUUUGCAGGUCCGCUAAGAUUUAUACCCGAAAAUGUUACUUUUAAAAACAGGUAAACCGUUUUUUCCCCAUAAAAUCCAGGCCUUUAGUUACAGCUUCAUACAUUGUACCCAUGAGUUUUCCUUUUUUUUUUUAUAUGUAUUUAUCUGCAGUUGCAAUUGGAAAUUGGUAAUACAUUAUAAUGUAUUAAAUGCCCCCUCCAUAUCCUUUAAGUUUAUUCCAUGUGAUUUCCUCUCUCAUAUUAUAUAUAUAUAUAUUAUAUCCCUUUUUGUUGUCAUAUCUUUUGUUGUGUUUACUUUAUUCAUUCUUCUGAAUAUCAAAUUUAAAGGACAAUACAAGGUAAUCCUGUUUCAAUAGGGCACUCAAAAUCCUAUAUAUCAUUUACCUUACUCAGGAUUAUAAGUCUGGGAUAUUUAACUUAAUUGUUACCUUUUCUCAGACGGGUACAUUUAUUAACAUGCUGGUAAAAGUAAUGAUCUCUCUCGACAGCUCUAUGAGAGUUUCUUUGCUUAUCUCCCUUUGAUGACCAUGUAUUCAAAUCGAUAUAUUUUUGAAGAUUGAAGUCUGUGACUUUUGAUAAAUAUGAAAUUAUUGAUAUAUAAUAUAAGAAGCACAGGAUCUUGCCCGUAUGCCUAGACUGCUAAUCAAAUAUAUACAUUUGUAUAUGACAUUUCUCAAUUUCUUAAUUGUUACCUGAACUGCGAAGUUGCCAUGGUGGCCAAGUGGUUAAGGCGUCUGGCAUUCUGCUACCAAUAGCCCUCCACCACUAGGUCACAGGUUCGAGACCU